Molecule: messenger RNA, 4629 nt
Organism: Siniperca chuatsi (mandarin fish)
Lineage: Eukaryota; Metazoa; Chordata; Actinopteri; Centrarchiformes; Sinipercidae
Product: potassium voltage-gated channel subfamily H member 5-like
Exons: 12
Coding region: 86-3337 (1083 amino acids)
Biological process (GO): potassium ion transmembrane transport; regulation of membrane potential
Cellular component (GO): membrane
Molecular function (GO): voltage-gated potassium channel activity
Source: RefSeq, a predicted model, not a curated record
CUCCGAUCGGGCAGACAGCUGAGGGGGGUAUUUAACAUCAGCACGACCACCGAGCAGCCCUGAGUCUCUGUCCUGAACCCUCAUAAUGCAUGGGGGCAAGAGAGGACUGGUGGCUCCGCAGAACACUUUUCUGGAAAACAUUGUCCGGCGCUCCAGCGAGACCAGUUUCCUGUUGGGAAAUGCACAGAUUGUGGAGUGGCCGGUCGUUUACAGCAAUGAUGGAUUCUGCAAGCUGUCUGGAUACCACAGAGCUGAAGUCAUGCACAGGAGUAGCACCUGCAAUUUCAUGUAUGGCGACCUGACUGAUAAGAAGACUAUAGACAAAAUCAGACAGACGUUUGACAACUAUGAGUCCCAUUUCUAUGAGGUGCUGCUCUACACAAAGAAUAGAACACCAAUAUGGCUUUACAUGCAGGUAGCUCCAAUCAGAAAUGAGAAUGACAAGGUGGUGCUUUUCCUCUGCACAUUCAGAGACAUUACGCUUUUCAAACAGCCGAUUGAAGAUGAAUCAACUAGAGCAGGAUGGACAAAGUUUGCCAGACUGACGCGGGCGCUGACCAACAAUCGCAACCUGGUGCAGCAGUUAGCACCACUGAGCAAGACUGAGGUCAGCCACAAGCCCUCCAGACUGGCUGAGGCUCUUCAGCUGGGAUCAGACAUUCUCCCUCAGUACAAACAGGAGGCCCCUAAGACCCCUCCACACAUUAUCCUCCACUACUGCACCUUCAAGACCACCUGGGACUGGGUCAUCCUCAUCCUCACCUUCUACACUGCCAUCAUGGUGCCCUAUAACGUCUCCUUUAAGACAAAGCAAAACAAUUUGGCUUGGCUGGUGCUGGACAGCAUCGUAGACGUCAUCUUCCUGAUCGACAUUGUGCUCAACUUCCACACCACCUUUGUGGGUCCUGCUGGAGAGGUCAUUUCAGACGCCAAGCUGAUAAGAAUGAAUUACAUGAAGACGUGGUUUGUCAUCGACCUGCUGUCCUGUCUGCCGUACGAUAUCAUCAAUGCCUUUGAAAAUGUGGAUGAUGAUGUCAUCACAUCUGCUUCUCCAGCCAGUCAUCUCCGUGAGUCUUCACAUUUCCACAGGAAUACCACGCGGACAGAAGACUCUGUACUCCCAGGUCUCAGCAGCCUCUUCAGCUCCCUAAAGGUGGUCCGCCUGCUCCGGCUGGGCCGAGUGGCCCGGAAGCUGGACCACUACCUGGAGUACGGAGCAGCUGUCCUGGUUCUGCUGGUGUGUGUCUUCGGUCUGGUGGCCCACUGGCUGGCCUGCAUCUGGUACAGCAUCGGAGACUACGAGGUCAUCGAUGAGACCACCAACACCAUUAAGACGGACAGCUGGCUCUACCAGCUGGCCCUGAGUAUUGGGACUCCUUACCGCUACAACGCCAGUGGUACAGGACAGUGGGAAGGUGGUCCCAACAAGGACACUCUGUACAUUUCUUCUCUCUACUUCACCAUGACGAGUCUCACCACCAUCGGAUUUGGCAACAUCGCUCCGGCCACAGAUGGCGAGAAGAUUUUCUCCGUGGCUAUGAUGAUGGUGGGCUCGCUGCUAUAUGCAACCAUCUUUGGAAACGUCACCACCAUCUUCCAGCAGAUGUACACCAACACAAACCGCUACCAUGAGAUGCUCAAUAAUGUGCGCGACUUCCUCAAGCUUUAUCAAGUUCCCAAAGGUCUGAGUGAGAGGGUCAUGGACUUCAUCGUCUCCACCUGGGCCAUGUCGAAGGGCAUUGACACAGAUAAGGUCCUCUCAAUUUGUCCCAAAGACAUGCGGGCAGACAUCUGCGUCCACCUCAACAGGCAGGUGUUCAACGACCACCCGGCGUUUCGUCUGGCCAGCGACGGCUGUCUGCGCUCUCUAGCUGUGGAGUUUCAGACCACACACUGCGCACCUGGAGACCUCAUCUUCCAUAUCGGAGAGAGCGUCGACACCCUCUGCUUUGUAGUCUCUGGUUCUCUCGAAGUCAUCCAGGAUGAUGAGGUCAUCGCAAUACUAGGUAAAGGUGAUGUGUUUGGAGACGUGUUCUGGAAAGAGACCACGCCUGCCCGAGCUUGUGCAAAUGUCCGAGCUUUGACUUACUGCGACCUGCAUGUCAUCAGGAGAGAAGCUCUGAUGAGGGUGCUUGACUUUUACACGGCGUUUGCCAACACGUUCUCCCGCAACCUCAUCCUCACCUGCAAUCUGCGAAAACGGAUAAUCUUCAGAAAGAUUGCUGAUGUGAAGAGGGAGCAGGAGCGCCAGAGGAACGAGGUGACUCUCUCCAUUCCUGAAGACCACCCGGUCCGCAAGCUGUUCCAGAGGUUCAGACAGCAGAGAGAUGCUCAAACACCAGGAGAGUCUCACGCUUACUUUGAUCAUAACUGUGUGCAGGUGGAGCCGCAACACCACCAUCACUCCGACUCAAACUCUUACGCACAGUGUCAGUCUUUGUCUUCUCAGCAGCAGGAGUACAGCUCCACCGCACAGAAUAACGCACCCUGCGCAGGAGGAGGGGGAGCAGGCAGCGGCUGCAGCAUGGCUGCUCCUCUACAAGCAUUUGUCCACACUGAGGAGUCAGAGCAAAACUGCACACAGGAGGCUGGGGAGUCUAUAUCGAGGCCUUGUGCGGAGAGUCAACUUUGUCAGAGGGUCAGCAGCCCUGUACGGAGCAGUCGUGCAGGUGGAGGGGGAGCUGUAGGCAGCAGAGGCGCUCGAGGCUGGGCAAAGUUUAGAAACGCCACUUCAGCUGCACCACGGCCUCCUGCUGUCGAGCAAGAAAAGCAGCCGCAGAAAGCAGACGAGUGGCCAAAAGGAUCCCAGUCCUCGGAACAGUUAGGAGCGGCCAAGAAGAACCGGGACUCGGAGGAAAGUGCAGACAACAACAGCAACAGCACCGGAGAAGCAGGUGAAGAAACAAGCGCCCUGCACAAAACGGACUCCUGCGACAGUGGUAUUACAAAGAGCGACCUACGCAUCGACCGAGCCGGGGAUUCAAGAAGCUCCUUCGAAAGAAGCCCGAUGGAAAAGAGCCCGAUGGAGAGAAACCCGUUCGAGCACAGCCUCGGGGUCGACUCCCUCAAACACUCUUUUGUUCAGCCGGCGUCUGAACAAGCGCUCCUGCAAGUGACCCUGCAUGAGGCCAAGCUGGAGCUGAAGGGAGACAUUCAGGUCCUGAGCGGCCGCCUGUCAGUCCUCGAGUCCCAGGUGAGCGAGAUCCUCAGGCUGCUGUCGAUAAGAAGAAGACUCUCGCUGCCUCCAACGUCCUCCCCGAAGGCCAGAGUGAAAAGUCAAGAUUCAGUUGCCGCCUCCAAGCCUGUCACGCCGAAAGCAGAUGAUGGGCCUUUUUGAAUUGACUGAUAUUAAAACCCUGGAUCUCAUAAAAAAACGGAUUUAUAGAAGCAUCGGUUUGCAUGUCCUGCUGGACUCUGGCCUGCCAAAGAAACUUCUUGCAUUAAACACUUGACUGCAUGCAGAAAUCCCCUUUCAUGUUACCGUAGCACUACAAAACCCCACAAAUUAUUCUAAUAGUCUUUGACUUAUGAGGCACUUUUAUGGUCCUGUGUAUGCUACAUUUGAGAAUGCCAAAAAGGAACAGGAACAAUUAUUGAACAAACAAUGAAAAAAACCAAACAUCUAUACCAUUUUUACAGGCAUUAUAAACCAACAUAGAGCUACAUUAUCUCAUGUAUGACACUCUGAUGAAGGCUUUUGUUGAAACAUCUUAGCCUCACUAAAAAAUAUGGCGGAGCUGAUGUCAAGUCACAUUUUUCAAAACGUAUUUUGAGUCUUUUUGUAAAGCUGUCAUCUCCAUGAUCCUCCUGGACUUUUUUCCCCUGGAUGUUAAUUUACAGUUUUUGGCAGAACACCUAAACAAAGGGUUAACCUGCCAUAACUUUCAGAAUUAUUUAAACAACUUGACGAAAGCAGGAGCAGCUCAGACUUUUAUCAUCCUAAACGUUUCCAUGUGCACCCUGUAUGUUAAAUAAAUGUCUCCCUCUGUCUCAUUAAGCAGGAGACUCUCACUUUUUCGUUUUUUGCUGCCAAUCUUCAGUGGAGUGACAGUGGUGACUGACUACCUAGAGUUAUUAAUUGUCAGGUAAUAAUAUAUGUGCCUUACAAUAAUAAAGCCUCAUUCAGAGUUGUUUUGAUGAGCCAUAAUCAACUCUUUAUGGUUUUUGAGCAUAUUAUUAUAAUUGAAGAUGUUAACCCAGCGCUAUGCAUUCCUUUUAUGAGCUGUUUAGAAACUCUUUAAAUUGUGUUUGAGCUUCAUUCCCACGCAUGUAAAAUAGGAAGAGGAAAGCAAUAAUGGCAGUUUAAUAAUAGAUUUUUAUAGUUAAUUAUCAUUUUCUCAAUUUUCUUGUGAAAGAUAUAUUUUCCUUUAAACAAGAUAUUAAUGAAAUGAAUAUUUCAACAGGUAAUUGCAGCAAACUUACUGUUUAUUCCUUCAUGUAACUUUGCCUCCUACUCAGGUAUAUUUGCUCUAAUGAUGAAUUUCAGUAUUUAUUUCAGUACGAGGGAUUUUGCCUAUUUGUAAGAUGAAAUGCAAUGCUAUGCAAAUCUAAAUGAACUGACGCUGGUGAUGCAAUCAUUAGAAUUUGUUCUGUUGGGAUAAAAUGAUAACGAUGAUGUACACGAACAAA